Molecule: messenger RNA, 1869 nt
Organism: Ceratosolen solmsi marchali
Lineage: Eukaryota; Metazoa; Arthropoda; Insecta; Hymenoptera; Agaonidae
Product: cyclin-dependent kinase 9-like
Exons: 8
Coding region: 56-1312 (418 amino acids)
Biological process (GO): protein phosphorylation
Cellular component (GO): nucleus
Molecular function (GO): cyclin-dependent protein serine/threonine kinase activity; ATP binding; RNA polymerase II CTD heptapeptide repeat kinase activity
Source: RefSeq, a predicted model, not a curated record
AUGACGUUGACGUUUACUUGAACAUAACCUAAAAUAAUGCGGAGAGGUGAGAACGAUGGUGGUGAACAAUGUCAGGUGCACGAUGAAUAUGAGAGAGAAGCAAAAGUAUGUUGAAGGAUUCGAAUUUCAAUUUUGUGAUCUAAUAGCGAAAUAUGAGAAAGUGGCAAAAAUUGGUCAAGGCACAUUCGGGGAGGUGUUCAAAGCGAGAGAUCGGGAAAGUACGGACAAGUUCGUAGCUAUGAAAAGAAUUUUUAUGGAUAAUGAAAUUGAAGGAUUUCCAAUAACGGCCCUGCGAGAAAUUAGAAUCUUGCAACUUUUAAAACAUGAAAAUAUAGUUCAUCUUAUAGAAAUCUGUAGAACCAAAGCAACAUUACAUAAUAGAUAUCGAUCAACAUUCUAUCUUAUAUUUGAAUUUUGUGAACACGACCUUGCUGGUUUAUUAUCAAACGUAAAUGUAAAAUUUAGUUUAGGUGAAAUAAAAAAAGUUAUGCAUCAAUUACUCGAUGGCUUGUACUACAUUCACACUAAUAAGAUACUACAUCGAGAUUUAAAAGCAGCAAAUGUACUAAUAACGAAGAAAGGUAUAUUAAAAUUAGCAGAUUUUGGCUUGGCUCGAGCUUUCAGUGUAAAAGCAAACGGACAACCGAACCGUUACACAAAUCGAGUUGUUACUCUUUGGUACAGACCACCUGAACUAUUGUUAGGUGAUAGAAAUUAUGGACCUCCGAUUGACUUAUGGGGUGCUGGCUGUAUUAUGGCUGAAAUGUGGACGAGAUCACCAAUUAUGCAAGGCAGUACAGAACAAAUGCAAUUGACGCUCAUUUCGCAGCUUUGCGGCUCUAUAACACCUGAAGUAUGGCCUGGUGUUGAAUCAUUAGAAAUGUUCAAUAAGGUGGAGUUGGUUAAACAUCAAAAAAGAAAAGUAAUCGAGCGACUGAAACCGUACAUAAAGGAUCCGUAUGCGUGCGAUCUGCUGGACAAAUUACUGACUCUCGACCCUAGCAAGCGCAUCGACUCCGACGCCGCCUUGAACCAUGACUUUUUUUGGACCGAUCCGAUGCCUUGCGAUCUAACCAAAAUGCUUGCCCAACACAAUCAGAGCAUGUUUGAAUUUCUGACGCCGCAUCGGCGCUCCGGUCACGUUAUGCGGCACUUCCAGCAGCAGCAGCAGCAGCAGCAACAGCAACAGCAACAGCAACAGCAGCAGCAUCAUCAGCAACAGCAGCCGCUACCCAGCCAGUCGGCGCACCAGGUGCCAAGACCAAGCGUCAGUAAACUUGUCGACAGCGAGUUCCACGAGCGAACUUACUAGAUGCAGCAAUGUCACGUGUCGGCCCAAUUUACUGCCCCUUAGAGAAUAGAAUUGUGCAUUUAGGUUUCGAAGUCCCAACACGCAUUGAAUAAAGUUUAGCUGGAUUCAAGUGAAUGUAUCUUAAACGUACUGAUAUAGUUAUACAAUGAAUUGUAGUAUAGCUGUAAGAUGAGUAUAGAAAGUAUUUUUUUUUUUCUAUUUCUUCGCUGUACUAUCACUAUGACUGCUAAAUUAAAAUGACGUUAACUUAAUUCUGCCAUAAGAGAUAUUUACUUGAUCUUACUAAAUUAUUUAUUCCAGGGUGCCUUACUUAGUAGGUACGCGUGUAGUAAGUUGACUGUCGGUACUUUCUCAUGGCUAGGUAAUUUAUACUUAAUUACGAUCGAUCAUUAUAAUUUGCGUAGCGAAUAAAUUUAGAACUGUACAAAGUUAUUUAUAAAAUAGCUGAUGAUCUAUUCGGAUAUGAUUUGAGAAAGUAAAAGAUUUUGGAUAGUUUUUAUUGAAUUGCUUACAAAGUGCCGAAUAAAUAAUAAAUUUAAACUUUGUAUAUUAUUAGA